This is a messenger RNA of Capsicum annuum, 2279 nucleotides long. RefSeq lists its product as uncharacterized. Lineage: Eukaryota; Viridiplantae; Streptophyta; Magnoliopsida; Solanales; Solanaceae. The transcript has a single exon. Bases 495 to 1967 code for a protein of 490 amino acids. The record is from RefSeq and is a predicted model, not a curated record.
UCUCAAUCGAUUUUGGUCAAAGUAUCCUAAAUCAAUUGACCAUUGACCAUAUCAGUAACGAUUCCACAUUCAUAUCGUGUCAAUAUGGGUGCAGCACCGAAAAAUGAAUAGUAUGUGCAACUAAACAAAAAAAAAAAAAGAUUCUAAAUUCUUCAAAGUUCAAAGUAAUUCCCCUCUUUUCAUAGGAAGAAUGAUUAAACUUCAAAACACAAGGAGUAUUAUAGAGGCAAAACGCGUACGUAGUAUAUGGAUACUUUCUUUGUCUGUUUGCUCCAUGUGACAUAUACUUUGGCAUUAAAGUCUCUCCUAUACCUUGCUCCCCUUCCCCUUUUCACACACACUAAAAAGUCCUACAAAUAUCUAUCACCCCUUUUUUUAAUGUUUCCCCUUUCUUCACUCGCUUUUUAAUUAUCUUGUCUAAAAUUCAGAUCCAAUCUUGGAGAAGCCUCAUUCGAUCUUCAGAACAAGAUCAGUCAUCAUAGAUUUCAGUACAUAUGGCUCCACUUACUAAGGUACUUUUUGUACUUUGUCUUGUUUUUGUGUUAUUCACUCUUUCAUUCAUUCCUGCACAUAGUGAGGUCCAACCCCCAAAUAAUGUUAGAAGCAGAAGAAUGUUGGAGCUAGAGAAUAAGCCAAAGCCAAUUAAGAAGAAAAUCACUACAACUUCACUUUCUGCUGCUUCCAAGAACGAAACCAAACUCCUCAAAUCAACCACUAGUAGCUCUUUUAAGGAUCAAACCAAGCAAAUCAAAACUUCUUCUAUCUCUGGUAGCAAGAACCAAACAAAGCUUUCAAAAUCAAAACUUUCCGUUUCUGAAUCACAAACCAAGAAUAAAACCAAUCCUAGUUCUACCAUUACCAAAUCAGAGAAACUAAUUACCUUCAAAUCCCAACUUCAGAAGCUCAAUCCCACUCCCUCCAAGUCCUCAACUUCAACCAAAAUCACUUCUUCCACUACCAACAAGUCCUCAGAUCUACCAAAAAUCAGCUCAACUUCUUCUCCCAAGAACAAGAACAAAACAAUCAAAGCCACUAAAACCCAAUUGGACAAAGGCAUCAGUGAGACCAAAUCAAAUACCCCAAUUAAAAACCAGCCCACAGACAAAGCAGCCAAAGCCACUGAAACACAAUUGAAAAAAGACACCAGUGAGACCAAAUCCAAAACACCACCCAGUAAAAACCAGACAACAGUCAAGAAAGCCAACACACAACACACAAGCCAGAAAAAUUCACAGUACAGCUGGGUUGAAGAUGAUGAUGGUGAUGAUGAUUUGAUUACUGAAUUCAGAGACUUGCCCUCCAAAUUGCAAGAAACCCUUUUGCCAGAUUUGGAGAGAAUUUCAAAGACCUCAAAGGUUUACCUCAACAAGGCAAACAAAGAAAUCACCAAGAACUUCAAACCUUAUGUUGGAAACAAAUAUGCACCAACAAUUGCUUCUGUAAUCUCAUUUGCAUUCAUUUUGAUCCCUCUCCUUCUUGUUUCUCUCAUUUUCAAUAAAAUCAAAGCCUAUUUCUCUCUCCAAAAACUCCUCAUUUUCAUCCAAGUUUACCUCUCCAUUUACUUCUCCAUCCUCUGUCUAUCUUCAUUGGUCACUGGCUUAGAGCCAUUGAAGUUUUUCUAUGCUACUGCACAAUCCACUUACAUUUGCUUACAGUUGUUGCAAACUCUUGCUUAUGUGUUGUACCUUCUGAUGUUGUUAAUGUACCUCAUCUUGGUGUUUUCCACUAAGACUGGGCCUACAACCAAGUUUAUAAGCCUGGCCCAGACAAUUGUGGGCUUUUCUGUUGGGCUUCAUUAUUACAUGACAGUGUUUCACAGGGCUGUGUUGCACCAACCACCUAAGACUAGCUGGAAAUUUCAUGCCAUUUAUGCCACUUUUUUCCUUGUGAUUUGCCUCUCAACUUGUGUAGAUAGAAGGAAGAAAGCUUAUUUAGUAGAAGGCGGUGAAGUGGAGAAAAAGAGCUAAACUUUUUCUUUACCAUUCUCUUUUUUACCGCUUGGGAUUCGUCUGGUUUGGUAUAAGGUAUAAGGUAUGAUAAUUUCCACCAUUUAUACCGAUAAGUUAUCAUAGAUGCAUGAUGGAAUAACUUAUCCCGAGAUUAAUAAUCUCGGAAUAACUUGUUCCCAACCAAACGGUCCCUUAAUGGUUUAAAUUUUCUGGAGAGAAAAGAAGAUUUUCAUUGUCCAACAUUUUAUCUUUCUUUUUUAUAUCUAUAUAUUUCUUGCAAUUUGUAAUUUAUAAAGAUGUUAUUAAUAAAAAAUUCUGAAAUUCAUUUUA